AUGGCUGGGCUGGACGGCGUCAGGGGACGAGCAUCGCCCGAGCCACUCCCGGUUCCGGUGCCGUGGGCUCCAGUUGCACUAGUCAGCUUCGUCGACGCUGCUGCCGCGGGCGCUUCUCCCAUGAUCGGACAGGGACAGGAGACCGCUGUUGAUGUCGCCAGGAAGAAGGACGACACGGCGAUGAUCGGCGUAGCCACGGCGGCGCACGGUGACCGCGCUCACGUGCAGGUGGCGGAGAUUCCAUACGUCAUCUCGUUCAGCGUGCCGGCAUCCCCGUCGGGGCUGCACCUCGCGCAGCUGGGCGCGUGCGCGUCCAUCAGCAGCGACGGCGACGUCGUCCACGUGGCGCCGUCGGCCGAGGUGAAGCUCGACUUGCACCACCCCGCCGCGGAGCCACAGCUGCUGAAGCGGGCGCGGUACCACUCGCAGCCGACGCUGACGAUCAGGAGCGAGGAGCCGCCGCUGCAGCGGCAGCGCACGGUGUCACGCAGCGACAACACGCGGGACCAGCGGUUCGACCACUUCAAGACAUUCGCCGGGCGCCUGGAGCGCCAGCUCUCCAACCUCCGCGGGAUGCCGCAGGAGCCGCCCGAAAUCGAGCCCGCCGAGUUCAAGAUCUCCGAGGAGGAGACAGACAACGACGAGAUCCCCACCGCCGACCGCUACUUCGCCGCCCUAGAAGGCCCCGAGCUCGAGACUCUUAGAGCGACGGAGGUGCCGGUGCUGCCCGCGGACGAGAAGUGGCCGUUCCUGCUGCGGUUCCCGAUCAGCGCCUUCGGGAUGUGCCUGGGCGUGAGCAGCCAGGCGAUGAUGUGGAAGACGCUGGCGUCGGAGCCGUCCACGGCGUUCCUCCACGUGAAUCCGGCCGUGAACAACGUGCUAUGGUGGGUCUCCGUCGCGCUGAUGGGCCUCGUUUCCGCCACCUACCUGCUCAAGGUGGUGUUCUACUUCGUGGCCGUCCGCCGCGAGUUCCACCACCCCAUCCGCGUCAACUUCUUCUUCGCGCCGUGGAUCGCCUGUUUGUUUUUGGUGAAGGGCCUGCCGCGGCCGGAGUGGACGCUCCCCCACGUGGUGUGGUACCUGCUGAUGGCGCCCAUCUUCUGCCUGGACCUCAAGAUCUACGGCCAGUGGAUGUCCGGCGGCGACCGGCGGCUGUCCAAGGUGGCCAACCCGACAAACCACCUGGCCGUCGUGGGCAACUUCGUCGGCGCGCUGCUGGGCGCCCGGAUGGGGCUCCGCGAGGUCCCCAUCUUCUUCUUCGCCGUCGGGCUCGCCCACUACCUGGUGCUGUUCGUGACGCUGUACCAGCGCCUCCCCACCAACGUGCAGGUCCCCAAGGAGCUCCACCCGGUGUUCUUCCUCUUCGUCGCUGCCCCAAGCGUCGCCUCCAUGGCCUGGGCCAGGCUCUGCGGCGAGUUCAACUACGGCGCCAAGAUCGCCUACUUCGUCUCCCUCUUCCUCUACAUGUCCCUGGUGGUGCGGAUCAACUUCUUCAGGGGUGUCCGGUUCUCGCUGGCGUGGUGGGCGUACACGUUCCCGAUGACGAGCGCGGCCGUCGCGACGACGCUGUACGCGUCGGAGGUGACCAACUUGCUCACGCGGGCGAUGGCGGUCGGGCUCGCCGGGAUCGCGUCCGUGACGGUCACCGGUGUGCUGGUGGCCACCAUGUACCACGCGUUCGUACGCAAGGACCUGUUCCCGAACGACGUGUCCAUCGCCAUCACGCAGCGGCCCAAGCCCAAGUUUAGCAAGAUCCUGGCGCACCUCCGCUCCUCCGGCUCCGACGUCAAGGAGCUCGUCUUCGCAGUCUCCAGGCACGGCGGCUCCGAGACCAACAGCGGCAGCGAGUUCCCCUUCCCGAUGGCACAUGGCCGUGGCAGAGCAGAGCCGUAG
Molecule: messenger RNA, 1893 nt
Organism: Phragmites australis (common reed)
Lineage: Eukaryota; Viridiplantae; Streptophyta; Magnoliopsida; Poales; Poaceae
Product: S-type anion channel SLAH2-like
Exons: 2
Coding region: 1-1893 (630 amino acids)
Biological process (GO): transmembrane transport; intracellular monoatomic ion homeostasis
Cellular component (GO): membrane
Molecular function (GO): voltage-gated monoatomic anion channel activity
Source: RefSeq, a predicted model, not a curated record